CACAGAUAACGACAACAAGUAUUUACUAUUGAUGGAGAACUUUAUCCGCGCCCCAAUCCAUCGCUCUUACUGACCGCCUGUGACAUCUCGCUUUGUUUGAUGUACUUAACUCCGUCAUGAAUGACUAAUUCUGCAUCCGAUGUACUUCAUCUCUCUUUCUCACAUGGGCCACACUCUCGUGAAGCAGAUUCGAUCCCAUGAAGCGGCGCAACAACCGAGUUCUGGAGUUUCUGGGCUUCUUUCCGUUUCCUGAUCCUGUGGAAGACGUCGGACCUCCUCCAGAUGGUGGUCAAGGUUGGGUCCAGGUACUUGUAGCCCACCUGGUAUUGUUCAAUACCUGGGGUUACUUUAAUAGUUAUGGACUCUUCAUCGACUACUACGCAUCCGCCUUUCCAGGUACAACGCUAUCCGCUCUAUCGUGGGCUGGAAGCACUCAGAUCUUUCUUUUGCUACUCAUCAGCACGCUCUCUGGUCGUGUAUUUGACGCUGGCUACUAUCGUCUAACAUUACUAGUGGGAAGCAUUCUUCAGGUCGUUGCCAUAUUCAUGACAAGUCUGGCAUCACAGUACUGGCAACUAUUCAUGGCUCAGGGCAUAUGUGGUGGUAUCGGGGCUGGCAUCAUCUAUGUUCCCACCGUCUCGUGCGUUGCGACGUAUUUCGCGAAGAGGCGAGCACUAGCUGUCUCUUUUGCUACUUCGGGAACAGCCACUGGUGGUGUUGUGUUUCCCAUAAUUGCUCAACAACUGCUUCCCAGGAUCGGGUUUGGCUGGACAGUCCGUGUCAUGGGCUUCGUCGUGCUCUUUAACUGCCUAGUUGUAUUUGCUUUGGGAAGACCACGUAUUCCAAGGCGGAGCAGUGGAAAGUUUGUUGAGCUUGAGGCUUGGAAGGAAGCACCAUAUUCUCUGUUCACCGUUGGUGUCUUUCUAUGUUUAUGGGCAGUCUACAUCGGAUACGACUAUAUCAAUAUCUAUGCAUCUUCUGUCCUUGGAGCCCCAGACUCGACAGCACUCGUUAUACUCUUGAUUCUCAACGCAAUGGGUCUUCCCGGUCGCCUUGUCCCGGCCCUGGUAUCUGAUGCCUACCUUGGGCCAUUCCAGACUCUCACGCCUAUAGUAAUAAGCUCUGGUAUCAUGUAUUUUUGCUGGAUAGCAGUCAAGUCGAUCAAAGGUUUAUAUGUUUUCAGCAUCUUCUUUGGCUUGGUCAAUGGAGGAGUUCAAGGCAUGAUCCUAGCAGGAUUACCGAGUCUGACCACAGAUCUCAGCAAGAUGGGCACGCGAUCUGGCAUGGUCCUGACAGUAGUCUCUUUCGCGACCUUGACUGGGCCUCCUCUUGCCGGAGCUCUCAUACACGAAGAUGCAGGUGGCUUCUUAUACCUACAGAUAUGGGGAGGCCUUUCAAUGCUUAUUGGCGCCGGGUUCCUGUUAGCAGCCCGAAGAGCAGCAAGUUCCCGAUCGAAGACUGAGCCAUAACUCUAUCAGUAAUUAUGCGAAUUUCGAAUUCCCCAACUUCGGCCCCUAUUUGUACCAGGGCGCAUGCUGUAUAAUUUUUGCAAACGGUAUGAAAUAUACGCUUCAUGUUCCCCACCGAGCGGCAUUUAUGUGACGCCGAGUUUGAUGCGAGCUUGCUUCCAUUCGAGUCAGAUCACCUGCAACUGGCCUCCCCACU
Pseudovirgaria hyperparasitica is the source of this 1665-nucleotide messenger RNA. Its product is annotated as MFS monocarboxylate transporter. The transcript is spliced from 3 exons. Gene Ontology annotation, molecular function: transmembrane transporter activity. Gene Ontology annotation, biological process: transmembrane transport. The record is from RefSeq and is a predicted model, not a curated record. Bases 198 to 1469 code for a protein of 423 amino acids. Lineage: Eukaryota; Fungi; Ascomycota; Dothideomycetes; Acrospermales; Acrospermaceae. Gene Ontology annotation, cellular component: fungal-type vacuole membrane.